Dentiscutata erythropus is the source of this 2424-nucleotide messenger RNA. The record is from the annotation of a GenBank genome assembly. NCBI's taxonomy places the organism in Eukaryota, Fungi, Glomeromycota, Glomeromycetes, Diversisporales, Gigasporaceae.
AUGUAUAGUGACUUUGAAGAAGAUCCGAUAGAUACACCCAGCUGGUUAGAUAUUCUUCCACAUCAUCCAAUAUUUCAUUCAAAUGAAGUAGAACAGUUGGAAGAAGAUUCACUGAAAUUAUACGGAAAUCGACAAAGGAAACAAUCAUGCUUAACAGCUUCAAUUAGUAAAAACCUUAUAGUGGCUGUAGGAUCUGAGAUAAGAAUCUUGAAUUUAAUGGAAUUCAAGUAUGCGUGGCGUCAAGCGAUCGAACGUGACGAAUUAGGUUUAAAUGAUAUUGACGAUGGCGAAUAUUUACCAGAUUGGAUGAACGAUGUCAAACAUGUGACUCUUGAUACGCCAUCCAUAAACUAUAAUAUAAGAUCGAUUACUGUCAAUUUCAAAGAAAAAGGAACUUUAAUUGCUGUUUCUGGUGAUUAUGAAGUGGCUGUGGUAGUCAUGCCGAAAUCUUAUUCUGGAUCAAUAUGCCCUUAUUAUCAUGUUGUCGGUUCAAGCCCUAUAGCAAAAGUUUUAUGGCACCCUAUGAGUGAGUCUGGGUCCCAUCUAGUAGUUUUAACUGAGGAUAUGAAAUUAAGAAUGUACAACAUUCUUGAGGACGUUACUGAACCUGAACAAGAAUUCAAUUUCUCCCCUAUUCCACAAAAAGAAGGUAUAUCAUUUAGUACUGAAUCUACCAAAGCUGUAUCAUUUUGCUUUGGACAAGGUCAGGAAGGGUGGGGUGGUUUUGUAGUUUAUGUUGUAGCUGAUAAUGGAGAUAUAUAUUCGAUGUGCCCUAUUGUCCCAAACAAAUGUAUUUGUCAUAAAUUUUUCCUCGAUCAACUUGCGUGCCUUAUCUCUAAAAAAUAUUCUGAAGUUGAAAAAUUAGUAGUUGAGCAUAAAGUAAAAAAUUGUUACAAUUUACUCAAUCAAUAUCGACGACAAUUCGAAUGGAUGUCUGCUAUUUAUAAACAAAUUGGCAACGAUGAUUCGAAUAAAGUCGUGUUCAUCCCCCCAGCAAUUGGUCGACAAUCAACUCAAUUACAGGGUCCAUAUUAUAUACAACCAACGCCAGUGGAAUUAUCGGCACACAUGACAGACGCCAGUGAUAUAAUUUGCUUGGGAACACAACCAGUUAACGUUAUUGUGAUAGCAUUUAAUAAUGGUCGAGUAGAUAUUUGUCUUGAGGUUGAUCGCGUGGAAGCAUUGUGGAAAACGGAUGGUGCAUCUGAUAUUGAUAAUCCGACCUUGAUACUAUAUGAAUGUAUAGAUCUUGGUUUCAAAAAAGAUUUUGUCGAUCCUACUUCAUGGCGAAGCCAACGAAUAACAAACUCUAUGAACAACCCAAGUCUAGUACAGGAUCCAUUUUAUGCGGAUACAUUUUAUGUAUACCAUUUUGCGGGUGUCCAUGGCAUAGUCCUAAAGAGUUGGCUAGAUGAUUUGAGCGAAGCAAUAAGGGACGUUGAAAAUGAAAUGGCAAUAGAAAAUUUUUUAGAGAAAAAUCGGAAGUCUGAUGUCAGCUGGAUUGCCGGAACAUUACCAAGUGAUCCAGAUCCUUUUAUUGGGUUAUCAAUAAUGAGCGAUGUUCAACUCUCUUAUGCCGUGUUAAUGCUAUCAUCUACCUUACAAUUGAUUUAUCAUGAAUUAUCAAUCAGAAGAGUGGAAGAAAUGGAUGAUCUUUAUCGGUCUCGAUUUGAAAAUAGUGCUAGAAAAAAUAUUAGAUAUAAUCCUGAUUUACCUCAUUUCCCUGAAUCACUGACGAAAUACUUGAAUUACCAAGGCCUUACGCGUCAGCCAAAACUUGUUUUACCACGUACUCAACAAAAAAUAGGAGGUACUAGUUAUGAGAUUGAUACGGAAUUUCUUCAAUCAAUGAUGGAUCAUAUACAACAAGAAAUAUUCGAAAUGAAGGAAGCAGUUAAGGCUCUUUGUUCAAGGGCCGAUGAUCAAAGCGUCGGGUUUCGACGUCAAAUUAAGAACAUUGAGGGUAUUCGUCGUUAUUUAACUGAAUUUGCUGACGAAAAAUUUCCAGAUUUAUCUGAUCGUAUACGGAAUCUGAGAGACAAACAAUUAAAUCUCGAAUGUAGAGCUGACACUAUCCUUCAGAGAUUAAUGUACCGGAAUGAUCCUAUACCGGGCGAAUUUGAAUUGCAGUAUCAUGAGGCUUUAGAGAAGAUACAUAGUGCCAUCAAAGGCGGGAAUGGAUUAAGCGUUAAAAUCAAACAGCUUCAGGCACGCCAUGAAGCACUUAGACAAGAUUACAAACUUUUAUCGCCCAGACGUUCUUUUCGGCAGUCGAAACAAUUCGUUAUUUUAAGUGGAAGUCAACUUAGUAAAGUGGAGGACGCUCUUAAUAAAGAAAUGAAUCUUAUCGAUGACACUACGCGCAAGAUUGAGGAGACGCAGGAAAAAUUAAAAAGGGUUUGUGAAGCGAAAUCAAAAGCCUGA